Molecule: messenger RNA, 651 nt
Organism: Talaromyces amestolkiae
Lineage: Eukaryota; Fungi; Ascomycota; Eurotiomycetes; Eurotiales; Trichocomaceae
Exons: 4
Coding region: 1-651 (216 amino acids)
Biological process (GO): endoplasmic reticulum to Golgi vesicle-mediated transport; vesicle fusion
Cellular component (GO): SNARE complex; Golgi membrane; cis-Golgi network
Molecular function (GO): SNAP receptor activity
Source: RefSeq, a predicted model, not a curated record
AUGGCCACAUCAACUGGCGGAGGAUGGGCCCAGCUACGCCAGCAGGCUCGGUCACUCGAGACCCAGACCGAAUCCCUUUUUCACACAUACUCUCAAUAUGCUUCAAUGUCACAAUUGCCCCCGAAACCGUCAGAGGAAGAACAACGGGUAGAGGGCCAAAUCCAGAGUCUCCUUGAAAAGCGCGAAGCAUUAAUCGGCCAACUCMCCCGCCUCCUCGACUCCGAAGCAACCCUGACCUCCUCAGCCCUCAAGCAAAACAACCUCGCCCGCCACCGCGAAGUACUCGCUGAACACCGCCGAGAACUAAAUCGCCUCUCAUCCAGCAUCUCCGAAGCCCGUGACCGCGCAAACCUGCUCUCAAAUGUACGCUCCGACAUCGACGCUUACCGAUCCUCAAAUCCGCAUGCCGCAGAGGCCGAAUACAUGCUUGAAGAGCGCGGGCGCAUCGACAAUAGUCAUAAUAUGAUGGAUAGAGUGCUAUCGCAGGCAUAUGCUGUCAAUGAAAACUUCGGUCUGCAACGCGAGACUCUAGCCAGCAUUAACCGGCGCAUUGUCGGUGCUGCAGGACAGAUUCCGGGAGUCAAUUCAUUGCUCGGAAAGAUAGGUGCUAAGCGGAGACGGGACGAUGACAUCUAUCUGGUUGACUCUUGA